Mycena indigotica is the source of this 1920-nucleotide messenger RNA. RefSeq lists its product as uncharacterized. Bases 1 to 1920 code for a protein of 639 amino acids. NCBI's taxonomy places the organism in Eukaryota, Fungi, Basidiomycota, Agaricomycetes, Agaricales, Mycenaceae. Gene Ontology annotation, molecular function: iron ion binding; monooxygenase activity; heme binding. The transcript has 9 exons. The record is from RefSeq and is a predicted model, not a curated record.
AUGAUGUCUCCACCUGCUGAUAAACCAACUGCCGCUCGAAUCUUGCUACAUAAGAUACUCCAUUGCCGCAUUUGCUGGCUACGAUUUCGAAGUAUGGCACCUCUUGCACCAGGCCUCGGCAUGCUGGCUCGACUUCUUCCCUCUCUAAUUACCCCACCCAUCGGCUUACUGCUUGUGCAUACUCUUAUCCAAAGAGUGUUAUCCAUCAACCUACUUUCUCUGUCCCUUCCCAUCUGGCAGCACACCCUGGUUCUACUUGGGAGCAUCCCGGUCGCGUUCACAAUCCGUUUGUGGCACUCCUUAGCCCGAGAUUGGCUAGACGCGCGAGCCAAUGGAGCAACCCUUCCGCCACUGGUACCCGGGGCUAUUGGUGGUGUUGACCUGCUGAGGGAUGCCAUUGGCAACGCCGAGAACGAGUAUCCCGGGGAAGCCUUCGCCGUUAUGGGCAAUCAAUUAGGGCCAAUGUUCAAUCUGCGGCUUCUAUUCACAAACUUGAUGUUAACAAGCGAGCCCGAGUAUAUCAAGGCCAUUUUAGCAACCCAAGUCGCCAGUUUCGAAAAGGGCGAGGAGAUACGUAGCAUUUUCAGUGAUUUAUUGGGAAGUGGCGUGUUUCUUUCAGAUGGUGACCUCUGGAAGUUUCAUCGCUCAAUGACGCGGCCAUUUUUCAAGCGUGACCGCAUCAGCGACUUUGCGCUUUUCGACCGUUACUCUCUCGUCGCGAUUGAUAAAAUCAAGCAACGUGUUCGCGAUGGCUUUGCGGUCGAUUUUCAAGACCUGCUAGGGCGGUUUACGAUGGAUGCCUCGGGCGAAUUCCUCUUCGGAUAUGAUUCUCGCACCUUGGAAGCAGGGCUUCCCUAUCCAUAUAACAGUGCUACGGGGAAGGCUUCAAAUCAGGCUUUGGAUAAAGAACAUGCCGCUGCUUUGGCGUUUGCCGAAUCGAUAAUGCGUGCCCAGGAUUUGUCGACGCGCCGAAGCCUGCUCGGCUCUGCUUGGCCAUUGAUAGAGUUUUGGACCAACAAGGUCGAGGAGGAGAUGAAAGUUAUUCGGGCUUUCUUGGACCCGAUCUUGCAGGUCGCAAUCGGGGAUAAGAAGAAUGGGGAAUACUUUAAUGGGGAUGGUCUUGUCAAGGAUCGAGAGGUUCAAGAAGGCGAGACGUUGGUGCAACACUUGGUAAAUUAUACUCAAGAUCGGACAAUUAUUCGCGAUGAGAUUCUCAACAUCGGACUUGCCGGGCGGGACACAACUUCCUCUUUGCUGACCUUUGUCAUCUACAUGCUUGCUGAACAUCCGGACGUUCUCUCCAAAUUGCGCCGGGAAAUACUGGACAUUGUUGGGCCGACAAGCGCUAUACUCAAUGAAACAUUGCGGCUCUAUCCUCCUGUACCGCUGAACUCUCGGAAUACGUGUGCUCCUGUAGUGCUUCCUCCCCUGCAGCCAGGAUCCCGACCUUUCUACAUUCCCAAAGGAACGAGAGUGCCAUACAGCACUAUUGGUAUGCACCGUCGACCCGAUCUCUGGGGUCCCGAUGUGCUGGAAUGGGACCCGGAGCGCUUCAUCGACGAACGACUCCACAAAUACCGUAUCAUCUUGUCCUUCUCAUCCAGUUUAUCGUACUCAACUUCUGCAGUCAUACCCAACCCGUUCAUCUUCCUGCCCUUCAGCGCGGGCCCGCACAUCUGUCUCGGCCAGCAAUUCGCCUAUCACCAGGCUUCUGUCUUCCUCAUCCGCCUAUUCCAGGCAUUUUCCGGUCUGUCGCUAGCGCUGGACGCGCAGCCGCCAGACAGUCUCCCGCCGGCAGAGUGGCGGGACCCCGAGAAGGAUGUGUUGGGGUGGAAGCGGAGGGAAAGGUUGUUUGUGAAGAGCCACCUGACGAUGCAUGUUAAGGGCGGUAUUUGGGUGCGGUUGCAGGAGGUAUCGUGA